This is a messenger RNA of Aspergillus sclerotioniger CBS 115572, 2134 nucleotides long. Its product is annotated as MFS transporter. The coding region runs from base 95 to 1936 and encodes 613 amino acids. The transcript is spliced from 3 exons. Gene Ontology annotation, molecular function: transmembrane transporter activity. The record is from RefSeq and is a predicted model, not a curated record. Gene Ontology annotation, biological process: transmembrane transport. Lineage: Eukaryota; Fungi; Ascomycota; Eurotiomycetes; Eurotiales; Aspergillaceae. Gene Ontology annotation, cellular component: membrane.
GGUCGGACCUGAGUCAUCCCUGGUCUGGAGGUGUCAUUAUCUCUGAAAUUCUCUGCAUCACUUCAUUGUCGUAUUCUGAAGAACGGGAAGCAGUAUGACAGGGUCCCAACCAGAUCCCGCUAUCGACAAGCGAGACUUUGACGCCCAUCGCCCGUUAUUAAAUGAUGUCGAGGCCAGGACGGACGAGCAGCAGCCACACCUCCGAUCGCGCCCGGGAUCAAGACUUUCUGCCACCAACAAUGACGACGGUCUUUUGAAUGAUGUCGUCGACGAAAUACUAGAAAGGGAUCGAAGAAAGAUGGCUAAAGAAGUGGUGCGAGUGUGCAGUUUUGCUUGGGGCGUUAUCAGCUGCCUGGGAGCUGGUAGCAUUACUGCCUUCUCCCUCUAUGGGCCUCUGUUGCUCACUCGCCUUCACUACACUCAACUCCGAGUCAAUUCUGUUGCGAUCGCUGCCGAGGUCUCCAUGUACCUACCAGUCCCGUUGUUCGGAUAUCUCUGCGAUCGUUACACCCCGUCACCCCUGGCUUUAUUCUCCGGGUUCGUGUUUGGUGGAGGCUAUUUCUUGGCUGCACUGGCCUACAAGAGUGGACCACCUCCCGAUGCAGGUGGUGAGGGUUGGCCGUUCUGGGUGAUGAUUGUGGCAUUCAUUGCCAUUGGUGUGGCCACCAGUUGUAUGUACCUGGCCGCAGUCGCAACCUGUGCGAAGAAUUUCGGUCGGGGUAAGCACAAGGGGAUCAUGCUGGCUGUUCCUAUUGCAGGAUUUGGCCUUAGUGGCAUGUGGCAGAGCCAAGUGGGAACUUACUUGCUAUAUGAGAGGCUUGAAGAUGGCACGCGUGGUGAUGUUGAUGUGUACAGAUACUUCCUGUUCCUCGCGAUACUACUGUUCUGCAUUGGCAUCAUCGGCACUUUUGCCCUUCGCAUCGUGGAUGAAGAUGAAGAAAAAUACAUCGAUGAGGCUGUCGAGGAACUCGAACGAAGUGGUCUUCUUGAAGAAAGCGAGUUUUUCCGAUCCAGAAGCGAAGUCGGCGCUGCCUAUGGGACUUUCCCGCAGGCCGACGAUGGCACUGAAUCUGAUGGGGAUCGAACACUGGCGCUGUCAGAAGAGGAGCGGGAAGCAGCAAGACUCGAGAAGGAAAGAGAGGAAGAGGAGCGCCGUAAGAAAAACUGGCUGCUGAACUACGAGACCAGGAUCUUCCUCCAGGAUAAGUCAAUGUGGUGGCUUGCGGCGGGCUUCUUCCUGGUUACUGGGCCAGGAGAGGCUUAUAUUAACAACCUGGGCACCAUCGUCCAAACAUUGACCCCCAUUUCGAACCCCCCCAACGCUGCACCACCAGCAGGUCUGCCGUCAACACACGUCACCACCAUUGCGCUGACCUCAACCAUCGCCCGACUCUUGACCGGCUCGCUCUCCGACCUAUUUGCCCCUCCAGCAGUCCAUCUCUUCCCCAGCAGUCUAGAAAGCAACCGUCCCAGUUCCCCCACAUCAACGGGCAACCGCACCACCUUCACCCGCCUCGCAUUCCUCCUCCCCUCUGCCUUUCUCCUCUCCCUCGGCUAUCUUCUCCUCUCGUCCCCGCUCCCCCUCCAACACCCUGGCCUCACCCACAUUUCCACCGCACUGAUCGGCCUCGGCUACGGCAGUGCCUUUUCCCUCGUACCUAUCAUCAUCUCCGUCGUCUGGGGCGUCGAGAACUUUGCCACAAACUGGGGCAUCGUUGCCAUGGUUCCAGCUGCCGGAGCAGCAGCCUGGGGUCUUGUUUAUUCGCAAGGAUACCAAGACGCCACGGAUGGUGGUAACGGCACGACGGACGGACAGUGCCAUGGCUGGAAAUGCUUUGGGUUCUGGGCCGUGGGAUGCACAGUGAGUGUUUGGAUAGCUAUUGGAGCUUGGUUGAUUGCCUGGAGAUACUGGAGACGACGAGGAGUGGUUGUUUAAUCAACCUGUUUGGGUGUUUGCUUCUUUUGUUUGUUGGUAUGACUUCGUCUAAAUUGGAUCUUUGGGACGAACGCGCAAAUUGCAUCUCUCUCUCUUUUUCAUUCCAUUUACAUUUUCUAUUUGGUUGGUAAGGGAGUAAUAAGGCAGCUGUCAUUUAUUCAUCUUGGAUUCAUUUUUCUAUCUGAUGUUCAUCUAUGC